AUGACUACCACCACCAUCUUCCGCUUAGUGUCUCGUUCUACCUGGAGGUCAUUCGCUAGCUCGAGAUGUUUUAUAUCUACCAGUACUCGGAGACUUGCUGACCCUUGGCCUCUUCCUGGCUCCCCAGAACAUCUAGCUUCAACAGAAACGCCAUCCGAUGAGGCUCGAAUAAAACCUUUGGAACGUCCAAAUGAAUCUACGGAGACACUCCGUGCAAGGCUAGUCUAUCAGUCAAGAAAGCGUGGAACAUUGGAGAGUGAUCUGCUGCUUGCAACCUUUGCUCGAGAUAACUUGAAGGCUAUGUCUGAAGAUGAGUUAAAGCAGUACGACAAGCUUCUGGACGAACCAGACUGGGAUAUAUACUACUGGGCGACAGGGAAACGGACACCUCCUGAGCGUUGGGCCGGCACUGCUUUGUUGGAGAAGUUGAGAGUACAUGCGAGGAACGAAGGCAAGGUUGUGCGUCGUAUGCCGUCGCUAUGA
Lentinula edodes (shiitake mushroom) is the source of this 483-nucleotide messenger RNA. RefSeq names its product mitochondrial protein. Gene Ontology annotation, biological process: mitochondrial electron transport, succinate to ubiquinone; tricarboxylic acid cycle; protein-FAD linkage. The coding region runs from base 1 to 483 and encodes 160 amino acids. The record is from RefSeq and is a predicted model, not a curated record. NCBI's taxonomy places the organism in Eukaryota, Fungi, Basidiomycota, Agaricomycetes, Agaricales, Omphalotaceae. The transcript has 2 exons. Gene Ontology annotation, cellular component: mitochondrion.